AUGGCCCUCAGAAAUCAUACCAGGGUAACUGAAUUUAUUUUUCGUGGACUUACCCAGUCUCAAGAGGUGAGUUUACUCUUAUUUUUCUUUUUAUCUCUGGUUUAUGUGAUGAUUGUGUUAGCAAAUGUGGCCAUCAUGGUCACCGUGACCUGCGAGCCCCGCCUUCACACCCCCAUGUACAUCCUGCUCCGCAACCUCUCUGUCCUGGACAUCUGCUUCUCCUCUGUCACUGCACCCAAGGUCCUAGUCGACCUUCUUUCAAGGAAAAAGACCAUCUCCUUCCACAGCUGCAUCACCCAGAUGUUCUUCUUCCACCUCCUUGGUGGGGCAGACAUUUUUUCUCUCUCUGUCAUGGCCUUGGACCGCUACGUGGCCAUCUCCAGGCCCCUGCACUACGUGACCAUCAUGAGCAGAGGUGUUUGCACUGGGUUAAUAGUGGCCUCCUGGCUGAGCGGCUUCGUCCACUCCAUCGUGCAGAUCGCCCUCUUGCUCCCGCUCCCCUUCUGCGGGCCCAACGUUCUUGACACUUUCUACUGCGAUGUCCCGCAGGUCCUCAACCUCGCCUGCACUGACACUUUUGCUCUGGAGAUCCUGAUGAUUUCCAACAAUGGCCUGGUCACUACGCUGUGGUUUAUCUUCCUGCUUGUGUCCUACACGGUCAUCCUGACGAUGCUGAGGUCUCACACAGGCGAGGGCAGGAGGAAAGCCGUCUCCACCUGCACAGCCCACAUCACCGUAGUGACCCUGCACUUUGUGCCCUGCAUCUACGUCUACGCCCGGCCCUUCACCGCUCUCCCCAUGGACAGAGCCGUCUCUAUCACCUUCACAGUCAUCAUCCCUGUCCUGAACCCCAUGAUCUACACGCUGAGGAACCAGGAGAUGAAGUCAGCCAUGUGGAGACUGAAGAAAAGGUUCAUUCUUCCUCCAGGAGGAUAG
Messenger RNA from Chinchilla lanigera (long-tailed chinchilla), 936 nucleotides. Its product is annotated as olfactory receptor 4D11-like. Gene Ontology annotation, cellular component: membrane. Bases 1 to 936 code for a protein of 311 amino acids. Gene Ontology annotation, molecular function: olfactory receptor activity; G protein-coupled receptor activity. The record is from RefSeq and is a predicted model, not a curated record. NCBI's taxonomy places the organism in Eukaryota, Metazoa, Chordata, Mammalia, Rodentia, Chinchillidae. Gene Ontology annotation, biological process: G protein-coupled receptor signaling pathway. The transcript has a single exon.